UAUGGGACAUAUACUUCAUAUCACACUUGUGGAAAGACAAGCCCAUGUGGAGGUCAAGUGUGUCCCAUGUGGUGAUGUCUCUUGGGCUCCAUCAAAUAUUUUUAUAUCACUUCAAAUUAUCUUCUUCGUUUUAUAUCUCGGGUUCCAUCUUGAAUAAUUUAUCUGAUUUGUAAAUGGGCCGAACUGAGUUGGGCUUACUUGUACUGUUCAAAUAAUAUUGGAUUAGGAAAAAUCCCUAAUCCAUCACAUGCCCCCUAGUUUUGAGUCUGUCUCGGAGAACGAGACAGAUUCAAAACUAUAUGACUCGGUGGGUUGCCUCGUGGGACAGAAUUUUUCUUGGUGCCUCGGGAAGAAGACUUUUCUCAGGGAUUUGAGCCUCUUGGAAGAUGAUUUUCUCAGGGCUUAGUGCCUCUUGGAAGAGGACUUUCUCAAGGAUUUGUUCUUCUUGGAAGAAGACUUUUCUCAUGGAUUUGAGCUUCUUGGAAGAAGACUUUUUUCAAGGAUUUGUGCCUUUUGGAAGAGGACUUUUCUCGGGGAUUUGUGCCUCUUGGAAGAGGACUUUCUCAGGGCCUUGUGCCUCUUUGGAAGAGGACUUUCUCGAGACUUUGUGCCUUUUUGGAAUAGGACUUUCUCAGGACUUGGUGUCUCUUUUAAAGAGGACCUUCUUGGGACUUUGUGCCUCUUUGGAAGAGGACUUUCUUGGGACUUUGUGCCUCUUUAGAAGAGGACCUUCUCGGGACUUUGUGCCUCUUUAGAAGAGGACUUUCUUGGGACUUUGUGCCUCUUUAGAAGAUGACCUUCUCGAGACUUUGUGCCUCUUUAGAAGAGGACUUUCUUGGGAUUUUGUGCCUCUUUGGAAGAGGACUUGGUGCCUCGGGGAAGAGGACUUUUCUCGGAGAUUUUAUGCCUCUUGGAAGAGGACUUUUCUUUCUUUUUAGUUCCUCGGGAAGAGGACUCGGUGCCUCUUGGAAGAGGACUUUUCUCGGAGAUUCGUUGCCUCUGGGAAGAGGACUUUGCUCGGGGCUCUUUUUUCAAUAUUUUUUGGGAGCCUCUAAACCCCCACCUGAUAUCUAUUUGACGGUGGUUGGGCGCUCCGCUCUUAUUGAAUUAUAGACAAUCUCCGUCUACCUUUCUCUUCGUCCAUGUCCCUCCAAUUGAGGGGGGGCCUACUCUAAUCUCUUUCAUAGGAUUCCUUAUUUUUGGGUAGCUUGUUCCUAAUGGGCUGGGCUUCAGCCCAUCCUUAAGCCCCAAUCCUUUUCCUUUUCUUAUCUUUCCUCAAUCUCGGUACGGGAGUCUAUGACUAUCUCCAGUAAUCUGAUCACUUAACUUGAUCUAAUUACUGACCUCUGCUUUCUAUUCUUUUACAUUAUUACUUUUAUCAACUUAUACAACUCG
Cuscuta campestris is the source of this 1395-nucleotide messenger RNA. NCBI's taxonomy places the organism in Eukaryota, Viridiplantae, Streptophyta, Magnoliopsida, Solanales, Convolvulaceae. The record is from the annotation of a GenBank genome assembly.